This is a messenger RNA of Rhododendron vialii, 1533 nucleotides long. RefSeq lists its product as uncharacterized. Bases 641 to 1090 code for a protein of 149 amino acids. The transcript has 2 exons. The record is from RefSeq and is a predicted model, not a curated record. NCBI's taxonomy places the organism in Eukaryota, Viridiplantae, Streptophyta, Magnoliopsida, Ericales, Ericaceae.
CUCAUUAUGAACCUAACAACAGCUGAAUGCAAAAGAUUAGACUAUUGAAUUUUACUCAUAAAUACGUGCUUGACAUUUUUUCCCGUUAAAUUACUCGUAAGGGAUGUCCAUUAAUAAUUCAAUUCACGUAUGUACUACCGUUAAGAUAAGUGCAAUAGUGCUAUAUUAUUUAAAUUGGCUAAGUCUGUUGGCUGUCCUCCAUUUCUUUCUGCUCACCCUUUUGCCUUUGCGGGUACUAGUAGUAAAAGUGCUGUUACUGGAAAGGCAACAUAAAGGAUUUCAUUUGCAGAAUGGUAUGCUUUGGUCAUUGCAUUUUGAACGGGAAAAUUGUUUUUCAAGACACUGAAAAAUACAAGGAGAAAAAGGGGAUGAACAAUUUGGGGCGGAAAGAGUUUGAUUGAGUACGUACGUAUGUCUACCGUUAAGUGAAAUGCACAGUGCUAACUACUAACCAAGCCAAACUAAACGAGUCUUGUGACCAAACAAAUUGUGUUCGGUUGCAUGAAUUCUAUUUUUCCAUUAAGCUCUCUCCGGGGCUAUUUUUGAAAUGGCAAGUCUGAUGUCCUCCAAUUCUUUCUACUGAUCACACUUUUGCCAUUGUGGUAAUUGUAAUAGUGCUAUUAUUGGAAAGGCAACAGAAAUGAUUUCAUCUGCAGAAUGGUAUGCUUUGGUCUCGGCCAAUCUCGGGUUGCUUCUGGGCCUCAUCCAGGUAUAUCAGAACCGAAAAGAUUCUCCAUUUGAAACUCGACCCACCACCAUGGCCAUUUCCCUCGCAGCAUUAUGCAUCUCUAUCUUCGCAGCAGCAGCUUUGCUCAAAUUCAAAGCAGUGAAAGUGGAGGAGGAGGAGCAACAAACCAUUGGGCAUUUUCUCUAUUACUGUCGAAUCCGCGACAUGAAUGUCCUGCUCUCAGGUGUUGUUACCCUGUCAUGCAUUGUAUCCGUCUUCGUCGCAGAUGGGCUUGUUUGGAUUGUGUUUGUCUCAUGUGCUUGUAUUGUCUCUGCUCUACUCGUGGCUUGGUGUUUCCUGUUUCUACCCAUUUUCGGAAGAACCAAAUCCGGCCAUGGUGAAUCGGGUCCCAAAAGGGUGUAAUUCUCCAUCUUGCAGUUUUUGUCACAUUUCCACUGUCCCUAAUCCUUAAUCCUUAAACAUACAUAUAUGAACCAAGAUAAAAUGUUAGUAAGAGGUUUUUUUUUUUUUCCUCGGUAAAAUGAUAGUAAGAGUUGUAUUAUAGUCGAAUACUAGGUCUAUAGCUUAAAUAAGUGUAUGACUUCCCUUUUUAAUCAUAUGAUCAUGUGUGAAGCAUCACAAUAUAGACCACUUAAAAGUGAUGAGAAUAUAUAGAGGUCUUAUUAUAAACUGAAUGGCCUUGUAUGUAUGCUAAUUGCAACCUUGUACAAUUUUAAAUAUGUAUCUUGCAUUACGACCACUGUCACAUCAGUCACUGUGUGCGUCUCCUCCAUAUGUAAUCUACCUAGCUAAGAAAAUAAGGAAAACCCAAAGCAUAAUUGAAUCUACUAGCAUGCCCCAAGGAG